GUUUCUCUGGAAAGAGAUCUCACUAAACUAAAACAACAGGACUCCUAUUGUGAAAAAGAUCUUCAUCAAGUAAAGAGCCUGCAGCCUUUCCCUUGGCAGACCCCUUUGAUACACACAUGAGCCAGUCCCCUCCUCCUCUGCCUCACCUCAAUCCCACCCUCUCCUGCUACUGCUGGGGGGCUGGUCUGAGCUGGCUGCUGAGCCCCAAAGGAAUGCUGGUAGAAACAUUCUCAGUUUCAGUGCAGUGAGCACACGGGUUGAGCACAGCUUGGCUGCACGAGACCUCUUUGUUAUUGCACACACACACUGCACAAAGGAAUUGCAAUAGUUCAAGCAAGGUAAUCCAAGUAAGAACGCACAAGUAAAGCUGUUUCAUGCAAAUUCAGCACAAGGGGAGAAAACCUGGGACUUCUGGAUGAGAUUUAGUAGUUUUUUGCUGGACCUAACCAAAAUCCUCAAGAAAGUGAUACUCCCAGCGCAGGAAGCAUUUGUAGGAUCCUAAGGAGAGAAUAGAGGAAGGCACUGACUGGAUGGUUGUAUGAAAAGCUUGGGUGAUAACGGAGGAGACACAACUGUGAGUGGCCAUUGAUGGCUCCCUGGAGCUCCCACUCUGCACAAUAAGCAAUGGCCUUGAGGUUAUGCCUGAGGAUACACUUGAAGAGAAAGACAGUAUUGGGGAUCUGCUUCUUGUUCGCCUUAACUCUACUAUUAAAUAAUAAUUUUUCCACAUUCCCAGCUGAAGGCAAAGUUAAGCAGAAUAUUAAACACAGGAAAGUUGUACGACACAAGCGGCUGUGGACUGACACCAAGAUCAAUUUGCUGAGUCUGCUUCAAAACUCUGACCAGAGAAGUUGGGAUUCUGAUGUACCGAGCUACAGGCAGGAAGUGCAGCCCUUCAUUAAGUCCAGCCAUGAUUGUAAGGAGAAGAGCACUUUAGGUCACAUUGGUGACCAACUACGUUGGAAAAGUAAUUCCCUUGAAACCAAAGAGAAGAGGGAAGCGACCAGGAAACGUAUUCGUGGUUUGGAUACACCUACACAUAUUAAGCCAAAGAACAUUAUUUUAAUCACCCACAAAAAGAGAAUUGAACAGUUUCCUGAAACUAACUUGACUGUAUUUGCUGUCCAGAUGUUUAAUAACAUUAAGCCAAAGGAUGCAUUUCCCCCCAAACCUUCUACAAUCAGAAAGAAUCUUCUGCAUAAUGGUCUUGGUAAAGUACAAUCAGUGGUGGCACACUACUCAGCACAAACAAGUGAUAUUCUUCCUUUGAAUAAGACUUCAGUCACGGCAAGGUCAAACAAAAAAGUCUCUAUUUUGAAAGGGAACAGUGACAGUGAGAGUUUAAGCUACGGCCAGAAAUCUUUCAUAAAGAACAAAAACAUUUCAGAUUUACACUGCUUACAAUUUCAACCAACAGAAAACCAAGAAUACCAAGCCAAGGCAAGAUUAGGAUUUAAUGAAGAAGCACCACCAUGGUUUACAUUAGAUGAUUUGAAAAAAAUCAGGCUAUUGUCAGAGGGUGAGAUUGUUGCAAAAUCUCGAAUCCCUGCACAUGGACAAGUUUUGCAGGUGGGUUUAUGUCCAAACCCUCUUGUUGGGAAUUGUCACCAAGAGAAGAUUUGUGCAAAAGGACUUUGUGGAUUAAUAAAGCGCCCUACUGAUUUAUAUGAAGUUCUGGCUUUCCACCUUGACAGGAUUUUAGGGUUAAAUAGGAGCCUGCCUGCAGUGGCCCGCAAAUUUACAAGCGACUUACUACCCUACAAGUACACCAAUGGUGCCACAAGACCAAUCAUAUGGUGGGCUCCAGACAUUAAGCACUUAAAUGACACAAACAAUGACCAAAACUCUCAUGCACUGGACUGGAUACAAUACCAGCAGAUGCUGAAGCAUAGGUGUGGCAUGAGGGACUCUUCAGUGAAUAUUAAUAGACCUCCUUGUCUGGGCAUCAAGCAUACAGAGUGGGCCAAACUGGCUCUUUUUGAUUUCCUCCUGCAGGUCCAGGAUCGACUAGACCGAUACUGCUGCGGCUUUAAUCCCGACCCAUCCGAGCCCUGUGUGGAGGAACUGCUACAUGACAAAUGCCGUAAUGCAAAGGGACUUGUUUUAGUGCAUAUCUUGGUGCGCAAGAGUAACCCAUCACGUUUAGUUUUCAUUGACAACGCGGGACGACCCCAUCACCCUGAAGACAACCUUAACUUUAGGCUUCUGCAAGGGAUAGAUGUGUUUCCUAGUUUAACCGUGCAAGUGCUGGAAUCGGGCUGUUUACAGAACAUGCUGCUAAAAUCACUGCAGUUUGACCAUGUGUUUUGGGAAAGCCAAGGGGGCUUUGAAGGCCUGAAGAAAUUAGCUGAAACCAUUGAUCGAAGAGGAAAGAUCCUGCUGCAGUAUAUAAAAGAGCAUAAGUUAACACUUGUCCCUGACCAUUAACGUUCACUUUUCUGCAAGAUGAGGAGUUGGAGAGAGUUACAUGAAAAAUAAUGCAGAAAAAUGCAUUUUGCUGCUAAUAAUAUAUCUAAUAGUUGCCAUGACGUACAGAUCAUGGCAGGAUGCUGAGGCACAAAUGGAACCCUAGAGACAGAGAGAAGUACAGCUCUGUCCCACCCCUUACUCUUGGCUUUUAAGCCCUGUAAAUCCUAUGCUUUCUGUCCUCCAUCCUUUAAUUGCAGCACUGACUUUAUGUGUACUUUAUUCCCACUGCUCAUCUGGACAUUUAUUUUUCUAAACACAAUCUGUCUCUGCUUUGUAGUAAGAGGCAUGACUUCCUGUGGACCAGACUUUCAUUUGUGGCAGCUUCUAAUGUAAACUUCUGCUGUGAACUGCAGCUUCCAACAAGCAGAAGCUGAUCUUGGACUAUGGCUGUAGUUCAUUAGUUUGGUAAAGGGUAACUAAGCAUAACAAAAUAUUGAUCUCAAAUCCAAAGUAAAACCUGCCCUUUACAAUGUUGCACAGAGCUGUUUUGAUAUAUAGCAAUUUUUUGUUAGAAAAGAUAUUGGGAUGCUCUCUGUCUGCGUGUACUUCUGUCCAACAAGAUGUAGAGGCAAACCAAGCUUUGUUUGAGGCUAUAUGAAUAAACUUGGCUUUACCAUAUUGCCACUUUUUCUGCAUAUGUUGAAAUUCCUGUCUGCUUUUUCUGUCUGAUACUGAGAAGUGUUGAAUUGAGUAAGCUCAUGGCAUCCAAGAAGUAGAGGACAUGAAAGGGGUGGUUCACCUUUGACUUAACUUUUAGUAUGAUGUAGACUAGAGAAUGAGAUUCUGCGACAAUUGGUUUUAAUUUUUUAUUAUUUGUGUUUUUUAUGC
This is a messenger RNA of Xenopus laevis (African clawed frog), 3297 nucleotides long. It is a transcript of the gene gask1a.L, whose product is annotated as golgi associated kinase 1A L homeolog. Bases 625 to 2427 code for a protein of 600 amino acids. The transcript has 5 exons. The record is from RefSeq and is a predicted model, not a curated record. Lineage: Eukaryota; Metazoa; Chordata; Amphibia; Anura; Pipidae. Gene Ontology annotation, cellular component: Golgi apparatus; endomembrane system.